Messenger RNA from Seriola dumerili (greater amberjack), 3666 nucleotides. Its product is annotated as long-chain-fatty-acid--CoA ligase 1-like. The transcript has 22 exons. Gene Ontology annotation, molecular function: arachidonate-CoA ligase activity. Gene Ontology annotation, cellular component: endoplasmic reticulum; membrane. Bases 456 to 2552 code for a protein of 698 amino acids. The record is from RefSeq and is a predicted model, not a curated record. Gene Ontology annotation, biological process: long-chain fatty acid metabolic process; very long-chain fatty acid metabolic process; long-chain fatty-acyl-CoA biosynthetic process. NCBI's taxonomy places the organism in Eukaryota, Metazoa, Chordata, Actinopteri, Carangiformes, Carangidae.
UCAGUGCAUCCUCCUCAUGAGCGCAGAGUGUGUGUCGGUUGCUGUAGCUGCAGUAAACACGGUAUUCCCAGGGUUGUUGUUAUUGGAUGUUCAGCCGCAGACGGAAAGCUACUGUCUCACCUGGUUGUUUUUCUGUUACAGUCUUGUACAGGUUUUUCCAGCUUGGGCCUUGGCACUGUUACUUCGCAGGAACUUGUGAAUCUUAAUUAAGGCCCUCUCCUGGCUCACAUCACUCCACACACUCCUUCCUAUAACAUACACACUCAGGGCAUUCACUGUGUUCCACCUCACCUCAGGGCCUGCAGAGAGUGCUCAGUGUAAUCAAUACACACCCUGCAGCCACCACUCCAGCCUCACAUUCAUCUAACACUAACACAAACAGUUUCUCUCUCCACACACACACACACACACACACACACACACACACACUCGCCAUUUGCCUCAUCACCAGGACCAUGCUGAGCCAGGAGUUCUUUCAGAAGCUGAAGUUGCCAGAUCUGGAUGAUGUUAGUCAGUGCAUCAGGGGUGCCUCUACCCCCAUGUUAGUUAGCAUGGGGGCAGUGGCCGUCGCGGCAACCUACUACCUGGCAACACGACCCAAGGCCCUCCCAUUAGUCUGUGACCUCCGCCUGCAGUCAGUUGAGGUUCUGGGCGGAGAUUUGGCGCGCAGAUCAGUUCUUCAAAAAGGAGACGAUCACAUGACACAUUUAUAUGAUGACGGCAGGACGAUGUACGAGUUCUUCCUCAGAGGGGCCCGAGUCUCCAAUAAUGGACCUUGUCUGGGCUCCAGGAAACCAAAACAGCCCUAUGAAUGGAUGUCUUACAAAGAGGUAAUGGGGCGAACAGAGAAUCUGGGUUCAGCAUUUCUUCACAAAGGACACUCCAAGACCACCGACCCCUACAUUGGCAUCUUCUCUCAGAACAGACCGGAGUGGACCAUCAGUGAGCUGGCAUGUUACACCUACUCUCUGGUGUCAGUCCCUCUGUACGACACACUGGGAACAGAAGCCAUCGCCUACAUUAUAGACAAAGCUUGCAUCUCCACUGUAAUCUGUGACGUGGUAGAGAAAGUCAACCUUGUGCUGGACUGUGUCCAAGACAGGAAACACUCUGUGAAAACCAUUGUUCUCAUGGAGACCCCCGAUGCUGACCUGGUCAACAGGGGCCAACUGGCUGGAAUCCACAUCCUCAGCCUGCAGGAGAUGGAGGCUAUUGGAAAAGCCAACCAUCAACAACCAGUGCCUCCGCAGCCUGAGGACAUGGCAGUCAUCUGCUUCACCAGUGGAACAACAGGAAAUCCAAAGGGAGCUAUGUUGACACAUGGGAAUAUUGUGUCCAACUGUUCAGCCUUCAUCAAGAUGACAGAGUUUUCCUGUCCCUUUAGUCCCAGUGAUGUCCAUAUUUCCUUCCUGCCCUUGGCUCAUAUGUUUGAGAGAGUAGUACAGGGAGUGAUGAUAGUGCAUGGAGCCAGGAUUGGCUUCUUCCAGGGAGAUAUUCGUCGGCUGACAGAUGACCUGAACACACUGAAACCUACUGUGUUCCCUGUGGUGCCCCGACUCCUGAAUAGAAUGUAUGAUAAGAUCUUUGGGCAGGCCAACACCUCUGUGAAGCGCUGGGUGCUGGGAUUUGCCUACAGGAGGAAGGAGGCAGAGAUGUUGAAAGGCAUCGUGAGGAGAGACAGUAUCUGGGAUCGACUUAUCUUCAGGAAGGUUCAGGCCAGCCUCGGAGGUCGCGUUCGUCUCAUGAUAACAGGAGCUGCUCCCAUCUCUCCCACUGUUCUGACUUUCCUCAGAGCUGCAAUUGGCUGUCAGUUCUAUGAAGGCUAUGGACAAACAGAGUGUACUGCUGGGUGCACAAUGACCGUGCCCGGGGACUGGACUGCAGGUCACGUUGGAGCUCCUCUGCCCUGUAACUUGGUUAAACUGGUGGAUGUUCCUGAGAUGAACUACCUGGCUGUGAACGGAGAGGGAGAGGUGUGUGUGAAGGGUAGUAACGUGUUCAAGGGCUAUCUGAAGGACCCAGAGAAGACAGCAGAGGCUAUUGAUGCAGAUGGAUGGGUUCACACCGGAGACGUUGGAAAAUGGCUUCCGAAUGGCACGCUGAAGAUCGUGGACAGGAAGAAGCACAUCUUUAAGCUGGCACAGGGGGAGUACAUUGCCCCUGAGAAGAUAGAGAAUGUCUACAUAAGGAGUGAUGCAGUAGCACAAGUCUUUGUGCACGGAGACAGCCUGCAGGCAUGUCUGGUCGCAGUAGUGGUCCCUGACCCUGACUUCCUGUCUGGUUGGACUAAGAGGACCUUGGGGCUGGAUGGCAGCUAUGAGGAACUGUCUGGCAGAGCGGAAGUCAAAGCAGCUAUCUUGGAGGACAUGCUGCAGUUGGGCAAGAAAGGAGGCCUCAAGUCCUUUGAGCAGGUGAAGGCUAUCUACAUCCACACCGAGUUGUUCUCAAUCGAGAACGGCCUGCUCACUCCAACAAUGAAGGCCAAGAGGAACGAAAUGCGACAGCACUUCAAACCCCAGAUAGAAGAGCUUUAUGCUGGGAUCAAAAUGUAGAAGGAGAGGGGGAGAGCAAAAUGCAAGGACACAAGAGCUCCACCAAAGGUGUUUUAGAUGAAGAGAAAAGGAAGAAGCAGAGAGAGGAGUAUAAGCUAAAGCACACAUCGGAAGCAUAUGAAGAAAGAAUCAUCAACCUGUUUUGUUCUCAUGGCUAGUAAAACUAGAGACAACGGGAACAGGAGGUGACGUAGAUUUUGAGUAGAUUUUGAUUAAGAGCAUUUAGAACAAAAUCAAAUGACCUGUAGGAUCUAUGGCACACAGUACAAAACCUCUGAGGGUGCAGAGUAGAUUUUAUGCUUAAAGUAAAUGUGUCCAUUGAUGAAUAGUUUUGCCGAAGCUAUUUACAGUACAAAUUCUGUGGUAAUGUGUUGAUUCUAAUUAGCUAUUUUGUUAUAUUAUCCCCAAUAAGGGCAUUUAAAAGGGAAACAGUUCUCUGUAGCAUCAGAUAUCUCAGGAAGUGGGCGUCAUGAAGCACAUACAGUAGCUCCUUACACACAUAUACACACUUUUUAACUUUAAGGAUGAGGGAAAACUCGGACCACUGAAAUGGGUUCACUGAGGGCCAUGUUGAUGAUUUUUGUAACCCAAACACCCUCACACAUCACAACUGGAACAUUUCAGUGUCUUUGAGAUUUUUUGUCAGAUGUCAUGAUUUUAUUUUCUUAUGUUUGUUGAGUUUGUUCAGGUGAAGUUCAGGAUUGUUUCUGCGGGUUCUUAAAUCUUUUCAUGAAUAAGCUUUGGUCCAGGUGGGACCCUUGGUCCAGUUGGGACCCUGGGAACCAGCAGAGUGAGCCAUAUUCAAGAUCGCCCAAACAGAGGUAGCUGUUCACAGGGAAUUCAGGUACAAAAGAACACUCAGGACAUAGGGAAACUGAGUCAAUGUUUUAAUUUAUUUAUGAUGGUAACAGGAAUAGAAGAGAUUUGUUGGCAGAAUCAGUUUUUUUUAAAUUAUUAUAUUAGGGUGAAAAGAUACAUUUCAAAAUAACAUUGUUCACAACAUGAAUGAAAUCCUCUUGAAUGUUUAUGGUUUUAAGUUCAUGGAAGUACUUUUGACCGUAGUCUUUCUUUAAGUGUUUUUACUGUCAUCUCAUAUUGUUUUAUAAAAAUUAAA